Messenger RNA from Myxocyprinus asiaticus (Chinese sucker), 3727 nucleotides. Its product is annotated as sestrin-3-like. Gene Ontology annotation, cellular component: nucleus. The transcript is spliced from 11 exons. The coding region runs from base 414 to 1760 and encodes 448 amino acids. The record is from RefSeq and is a predicted model, not a curated record. Gene Ontology annotation, biological process: positive regulation of macroautophagy; regulation of response to reactive oxygen species; negative regulation of TORC1 signaling. NCBI's taxonomy places the organism in Eukaryota, Metazoa, Chordata, Actinopteri, Cypriniformes, Catostomidae. Gene Ontology annotation, molecular function: L-leucine binding; oxidoreductase activity, acting on peroxide as acceptor.
ACUGCACAGGGAGUCACUGAGGGUUGCGGAGGGCUAUACAGCAGUCCUCUUUGUGGUGCUGAUCGUCGAGAGAGGAGCGGUGAACAUGCCCAGACCAGUACAUCAUCAUUGACACCGGCAUUGAGCUCUUCUCCGUGGAUAAGUUUGCCAAAAUGAACGGAACCGCAGACAUCUGCAACCAGUGUCGGAACAUGAUCAAAGAGAAGAUUGUACUGUUACUGUAGACUGCGUAAUCUGCGUAUAGAGAGCUGCUGAACUGCAACUCUGUACAUAUUGUAAAUGGGUCAUUCCUACAAUUUGGGGACAUUCCGGCUUUGAAACUUUUGAGCAUCAGGGUGGACAUUCAGUGGAUAAAUGAGCAGCUACAAGGUCUGUGAUUGAUAUCUAGGAAGCAUAUUUGUAAGGAGAAAGGAAUGAAAAUGUCAAGACACAUAUCAAUGGGACCAAGCUCAUUUAUUCCAGAAAAUGAGAUCAUAGGAGCCAUGCCGCUUAGUGAUUCCACAGUACUGUUGUUAGAUGAAGAGUUCAGUGGGCGUGUGGAUAACCUGACGCAGGUGAUGGGGCUCCACCCACAUUACCUGCAAGCCUUCCUGCGCUGCCACUAUUACCUCCUGAGGAUGGAUGGCCCUCUACCACUCCACUAUAGACAUUACAUCGCUAUAAUGGCUGCAGCACGCCAUCAGUGUUCCACAUUGGUGUGUCAACACAUACAAGAGUUUGAGCAUAUAGGCGUGUGUUCUGAUUGGCUCAGAGGUUUGGAGUUCUGCCCGCAACGACUACGCAACCUCAAUGAGAUAAACAAGAUUCUUGCGCACAGACCCUGGCUCAUCACCAAACAACACAUACAGGCUCUGGUGAAGACAGGAGAACACAGCUGGUCUUUGGCAGAGCUGGUUCAUGCUGUCGUCCUGUUGGCUCAUUUUCAUGCCUUGUCUAGUUUUGUAUUUGGUAGCGGUGUCAACCCUGACCCUGAGGUCACAGAGGUCAAUGACCUUUGCCCCCCAGCCACUGCAAGUUUGUGCACCUGCCACCUAACAAAGAGCAACCAAGCCAACGGGAACUCUUUGCGUAACCCGAACACAGGGAGUGAACUGGAAGCUUUGAUGGAGAGAAUGAAGCGAUUGCAAGAAGAGAGAGAAGACGACGAUGCAUCAGAAGAGGAGAUGUUCACUCGCUUUGAGAAAGAAAAGAAAGAGAGUCUUUUGGUCGUGUCCGCAGGGUUCGAUGAGGAAGUUGUCCCUCCCUCUCCUGUGGCUCGGUUUGUAGAUGACCCGUCGUUUGGAUACCAGGACUUUGCACGACACGGAGAAGACAACCCACCCACUUUUAAAGCACAAGACUACUCAUGGGAAGAUCAUGGUUUCUCUCUGGUGAACAGAUUGUACUCUGACAUUGGUCACCUUUUGGACGAUAAGUUCAGAACGGCUUGUGAUCUGACCUAUUACAACAUGGCCAGUCAUGAGGGGGUGGAUACCAGCAUGCUGCGCAGGGCACUCUUCAACUACGUCCACUGUAUGUACGGUAUAAGAUACGACGACUACGAUUACGGAGAAGUAAAUCAGUUGUUUGAGCGUAGUCUGAAGGUUUACAUUAAGACAGUGACGUGUUACCCAGAAAGAACCACCCGCCGCAUGUACGAGAGCUACUGGCACCAGUUCAGACACUCAGAGAAGGUUCAUGUGAAUUUGCUUCUAAUGGAGGCUCGCAUGCAGGCAGAAUUGCUCUAUGCUUUGAGAGCCAUCACACAUUACAUGACCUGACCAAUCAGACUUCACCCAGUUGGACUGCUCUCAUUGUGACGCCUAUAUUUAACCAGUUCGAUUUUUUCUAUAAUGAAUCAGCCCAUAUCUGCCAUUUGUCGUGACCGAUCAGACAAUCAGACUUUUCAAUACGUACAGUUAUUAUAUAAUUAUAUAACAACCAGACUUAUGACCAGUAUGAGCACAUGUCAACAGCAAUUGGUUUUGUAUAUAGUUUCGUUCAAGUUAUUGCCUAGCUCUUAAUCUUUUGUCACUUCAAAGAUUAUCUGUAGUAUUUCUUGGGAUGUUCAGAUCAGUAACCUCACAACAGAAGUUAUGUGAAUGAACACAAACCAUUCUGGUAUAAUCCCAGACGUCAAAGAACGUAUCCAGGGACAUAUAAAUGUCGAAUUGGACCGCAUGGAUUCAUUUAAAUCAAUAAUCCAUUCAAAUCCAUUCAUUCAAUUAUUUUUGUUGGACUAAAAUAUAUUUUGGGACGGUCAUUUAUGGUCAGGCAAAUUCUUUCUUGACUGAUUAAGACAACCCAAAUCAUCUGACUUGAUUUAUUAUUUGACCUGAUUAACUGGACGAAAUAAUUUAUGACAUCAUCUCAACAUCACACGACAUCAUGACUAGGCAAAUGACAUUUUAACGUGCAAUAUUUUCUCAUUGAAAUCUCACAUAUACUAUAAGCUGAAAUACUGGAGCACCGAGUACAUAACCUUUAACAAGAAGUAGUAAUUUUUUUUCUUUUUUGCACAUCUAAGAAGAACUGUAUUUUGUAACAGAAUACUAUUUUCCUUUUGUAAUAUCAUCUUAAAUGACAACAACAGAAUGUGAUACUCCCGAAGUAAACUGCUUUAGAUGAGAGUCUUUUCCUUUCUUUUGUUAAUCUUUGUGCCUUUUUAAAUUCUUUAAAUUACCUUUUUCGUAUUGAAUCAAUUAUUUAGUUAUGUACACCAUACAUUUUGUUUGGUAUUUUUUUCUACCUUUUUUCUCCCAGGUCAACUUGUUUUGGUUUAGUUGUUUACCUGAAAACUAAGCUUUUGUAGCAUUAAUACUGUACUAUCAGUCCUUUACUAUCUCCUUUCAUUCUCAGUGUUAUACUUUAGAUAGCAACAUUUGUUUUAGUUUAUAUGUUGAUCUGGCACUAAACCCUGCCACUUUCAAUCUCUAAAUAGCUGUACUAAUUACAUUUUGUGACUUUAUUUUUGUGCGAGUGUAUGUGUGCGAGAUUCAACAUGUAGCAUGUCACAUCCCAAACAUUUGUAUGCGUAGGACAAAGUAUUUGCACAUCUUUUAAGCAUCUUUUUGUGGUUGUUUGCUUCUGUGAAAGAUAACUGCGCACAAAAGCACAGGAGGGUUUGUAUGUGAAUGUUAUAUGUCUGACUGUAGGGAGCGUGUGAAAAGUAACUACUUUUGAUACUAUUGAUGUGAUUUAUUACUGUCCCAUCAAAACAUUUAUCAAAGGCUUAUUUAUAUCGCUUUGUGAAUCAUUAUUACAUAUUUGCUCAAUCAAGGUGCAACAUCAGUGUCCUUAAAAAAAUCUAUUGAGAUUGUGUCUGAAAAUAUGUGAAAAUAACAGUGAAAAGAUAAGCUUUAUGGAAGGAGACAAAGUGUUGCUUGGUCCAAUGUUUUUGACAGUGCCUUAUGCAUGUUUUGAAAGCCAGAUUGAUUAUGUGAACCAAUCUGAAUACCUGUAUCACUGGAGCAGGUAAAAUUGCCGUUGAAGUGCCUUUCAAAUUUAGUUGCAAGUGUUAUAAUUUGUAUGUAACAGAUUGUAUUAUUUUCCCAUGCAAAAAUGUUCUUUGAAAAAUUGGUAAAUGUUUGCAACUGUUGUAUUUCCUUUUUGUGAUAGUUAUCCUUAUCACAGUGGUGCUAUGAAGCUUUCAUGUUCUCUACUCAUAAAUUUGUAUAUACAGCGAUCAGCCACAUUAAAACCACCUGCCUGAUAUUGUGUAGGUCCCCCUCAUGCCGCCAAAACAGUG